Molecule: messenger RNA, 1884 nt
Organism: Priceomyces carsonii
Lineage: Eukaryota; Fungi; Ascomycota; Pichiomycetes; Serinales; Debaryomycetaceae
Exons: 1
Coding region: 1-1884 (627 amino acids)
Source: RefSeq, a predicted model, not a curated record
AUGCAAGAAACUUCUUUUCUGAAAAAAAAGAACCUGACAGGUCACCAUCCAAGAAAAUAUCAAGCAGAAUUGUUUGAGCCAUCCCCCUCGCUACCAUCAAUUGAAGAUUUUAAACUCAAAAACAUUUUGUCUAACCAAUUGAAAGAGGAGUCUCAAGAAGUGACAGAUGCAUUGUUAAAGGUUGUUUCGAAUUAUCAGGGAGAUUUAAGAAAAGGAAUUAAGCAUCAUUUGGCAAAUGAACAAAAGCUUCAAUCAAAGAACAUAAAGUUGGCGAAAUUGGCAACAAAAAUUAAUAAGUCUGUUUCAAGAAAUAAGAGAAAGUUAGAGAAGUUCGUGGGUCCAAAUAGUAAUAGCCGCUCUGUUGACGACCAAAUCCGCGAGUUAAGUAUAUCUUCAGUUGAGGCAUCUUCUAAGAUAAAACUUUUAACUAGGAAUCUCUCAAGCAUUGAGCGAACCCUAAUAAGCAAAGGGGUUCUGUCAUCAGUAAGCGAGUGGAAUGAUCGGUAUCCCUUGCUUUCUAAACUUCUCGACCGCUCAGGUCGUGAAACCUCCUUUUCCAUAGGAGCCACCAAAUACAACAAAAGUCGGAAACCUCAAGACAGAGUUGAAAAUAGGAAUAAUCAAACGAACUUACAAACGACCAAUGAAGCAAAAGAGGAGCGAAAAUUGGAUGUCCAGCCUGAUCUUAACGGCCAGCAGGUAAGCUGCUCCUCUGAUCAUCAGCAAUCCUCUCUUUCCCGAGAAUCAACCGCGUCAUCAGAGAAAUUAUCUGAUGGUACAGAAAUGAAUCCUGAAGCAUUCGAAGAGUUUAUGUCGUCUAGCAUUAAUAAGUUUAGAAGACUCAAAGAUCGCAAAUAUUCUAAUUCUAAUAUUUUUACAAACAGCGCAAAUGAUACUAAUUCCUCGAAGGAUAGCUCGAAGUCGUCCUACUCAUCCAAGAGCUUAGUUAGGCCGUUGGAUUUGCUUUAUCCUUCUCUGUUAGCUUUUGGAUCACAUUUAGAUCAUACAUUUCAGUCAAACGCCAAUAUUAAGUCUUCACCAACAGUCAAACUGUCUAAUCAGACCUCACACUUCAAAAAAUUAAGAAUCUUAGGUUUACCAAUUACGUCAGAGACGUAUGGCCAACAGAAAAAUAUCACUUCUUGUGAUUGUGCAAACCAAAAGAACCUGGAAGCUCAUGUUAAAGGGCCUUUAAAUGGACUUAAAGAGCUUAGUUUGAGUGAUGAAAACGAACGAGAAGACUCCUCUAGCCCUCUCGAUAUAGACUAUGAUUAUGAUUAUGAUUAUGAUGACGAUGAUGAUGAUGAUGACGAUGACGAUGAUAACGACGGCCAUAUUGAUUACAUUUUGGAAUCUUCUUCUUCAGAAGAUUCUCUGGAUAACAACUUGAAUGAAACAAACGCAGAGCAAUUUUUCAGAGCUGAGAUAGAAUUGAAAAAAAGAUUAAGAAAAGCCAUGCGACGAGGCAGAAAGAGAACUAGAAGAGAGUUCUACAGGCAAGAAACAUCGCCAACUCCAAAGCACCAACCAUCACAUCACACUUUGCAACCGAAACCCUCUAUACUUAAGGUCAAAACACUCCUGCUGAUAAAGAACGAAACCGUACAAAAAGGUCUGACAGGAACUCAGAAUCUGCUUAAAGCGCACUUUGUCAAGGAUUCGCCAAAUGAAGUGGCUCCACUUUUCAAUUUGACACCUCCCUUAGAGAAUGAGGUUUCUGUUAGCGGGCUCACUGUAAGCGGAACAAUUCUUGGAAACAAGGUACCAAAGGAUUCAGAUCUUGAAUCGUCAUCAAGCAUCGAUGCAAAUAAUGAAUUACCUCACGAUUCCAACAAUUUACAAUCCAUUUCACGUUUAAAAAGUUACCUACCGAAUGAUAGCUAG